GCGAUCCACCCACCUUGGCCUCCCAAAGUGCUGGGAUUACAGACAUGAGCCACCACGCCCGGCCAGUCUGUGUCUUUUAAAUUCAAGGGAAAGAACUGGAAUAGUUCAGCUAAAGUUGGGUAUUCACUUUGGUCCCAUCAGUUAUGGCAGGGUUGUGGAGAGUGUCAUUCAGUUCAGAGAGGCUGCCUGGGUUUUGUGGGAAAGACAGAGUCACUGAGAAUGGGGGCUUAUUAAUAGCUUUCAAAUAGUUUGGUGGUUGCAAAUCUCCAUGCUUUAAAAUAUAUAUGAAUUUUUGAACAGCCGAGAAUCAUUCAGGGCUAACUUUAAUAAAGAGAGAGUCAAUCUAGGAUAUGUCAUAUGGGGUCAAGAGAAAAUAAUAGCUAUAACCUAAUGAGCUUUAUCUUAUUUAUCUCCAAAGAUGGUGUUCAGAAAGGAGUUAAAAAUCAUGUGGUUUGUUUCUUAGCAGCACCAUCGAAAUUAAGGAAGGGUGUAACUUCAUUUGGUAAGGACUUUAACAUGGGCAUCCUCACUUGGAUUUUUAAAAUUCCACUUAAGAAUCACGGACUUUUAGACUUAGAAGUCACCUGAGACAUGCUUUAGUUCUACACUCACAUCUUUUAAUAGAAGAAAACUGACAUGUAUACAUUGUGAAAGACCUAGGAUUGGGUCCUGAGGCCUUUGGCUCUAAAUCCAGUCACUUGUUUCAGCAGGGACAAUUAUCCCAGCCCAGUGCUUUUUCUGUUGUACCUUCUAUACCUGCUUAUUUUAAAAAUAGGAAGAAGCCAAACUAAACAAAUGAUCUAAAAAGUCAUACUGUAUAGUUCCAUUUAUACGAAGUACAAAAACAGGCAAAACUCAUGGAUGAUGAUAAGAAGUCAGAAAUUCCCCUUUAAAGGACUGGAAGGAUUGACGGAAAGAGGAAGUAUGAAGUAAUUUUCUAGGGUGAUGAAAAUGUUCAGUGUCUCGUUUUGAGUGGUGGUUAUAGGAAGAUGCAUGUGUAUAUUUAUAUGAUGUAUAUUUAUAUAUACAAACAUAUGUACCCUUAAGCCCUCUGCAUUUUAUUGUAUGUAAAUUAUAUCUCAGUUUUUAAAAUUGACCUCACAACCGUGCAGUCCUGUCUACUAAUUGCAGCAGCUUUGCCGAUAAGGAUAAGGAUGCAUCUCUAGGCAUCCAGAGAUUGAUGGCGCCACCCCUAGAACAAGAACUCCCUGUCUUGCUGUAACUGGAGCAGAGCAUUCUCCCCAGAAAUUAUGCAGAUAGGGCCAGUUUCUUUUCUGAGGUUUGUCGUGUGUCUAGGCACAUAGAAAUUACGUGUGAAAAAUUCUGCCAUGAGCUGCAGAAGUUAUGGAAGCUUUGGGGGCCAUAAGGCCUACCCACUUCAAUCCCUUUAGGCUGCGUUUAAUUGCAGUGGACAGAAGUUGAGGCUGGCUCAGAGGAAAAGGGGAAAGCGUUGGCCGAAGCCAGUCCACGUUCUGUCCCCACAUUAUGACUUACUAGCUGGGUGAUCUUGGGCACUUAACAAAACACUGAGCUUUAGUUGUGCCAUCUUCAAAUGGAGGUGAUGAUCCUGUUCUGCCUAAUUCAUGGGGCUGCUGGGAGGACACAAUAAGAUAAGUGAAAGCACUUGGAAAACUAGUUCCUUUACAUUGUCAUGUUCUGGAAAUGCUGGCUUUUUAUGACAGUAGAUUUCUGAAGCAUCCCAUCCUGACUAGGAAAUGGUCAUGAAAGCAUCCCCCUUUCUGAGGCUGGUGGGCUUGUGGGGGACAGGACUUUUACUCCUUUUCAUCUAAGAGGUUUAUACUUACCAGGCUGUGAGAACUGACGUCUGUGUUUGGGCUGAAAAAUUGAUAGCAUACAUGCAUAAUAGCCUCGUGACAGCUAUGCUUUGUACGCCAGGAGAGGCAGGUGGUCCCCAUUAGCGAGGCAUGAAUUGUGGGUGAAUGGCUAAACCUGGAGGAUGCAGAAAGGUCUUUUUCAUUAAGAGAGAGGCCUCUCCUGGACCUGUAGUCAAGGAGUGUAAAUAUACAUUGAAAUAAUCCAUCAGCCAAGUGACUUCCCUUCGUCAGACCUUGGAGAGAGAAUGCUUUAGUUACUGCUUGGAAUACCAGUAAGCUAUCAGAGUUGCCUAGGAUACCAGUCACAUGGGCCCAUCUUCCAGACUUGCUCAAGAUGAUUUAUUUUCCUUUAUUUUGGAGACAAGUGGGGGAGGGGGUCAGAGGUACUUGCAAAGCCUUGUCCUUAUAAGAGGGGCCCUUGUGUGAGGAUAUCCUUACCUCCCUCCACUUGAGUUGUCAGCCGCCCUUGCCCUUGGCAGUAGGGACGAAAAUAGCAUUUCCUGUCCCAGUUAUCUUCCCCAUUUUCUGAUGUCGUCCCACACAGAGGAGGCUUUGCAUUGUGUCCUUUGAGGGGAAAGGAGUGGCAUCGAUGAGUGCGGAGGAAGCAAGAGAGCAUGUAGCUGGGCCCUGCUGACGCUGGGAUCUUCCUAGGAUGACUGCAGAAAGAAGUAGCCUGGCUCCUCCAGCUAACCACUCAACCAAGAAAAGGCUGUCUAUUCUUAUCUGUCUCGGAGCAUAUGCUUCUCUCCUCCCAAGAAUUAGAGCCCAUUGGGAAAGAUGCCACCACCGUCAGACAUUGUCAAAGUGGCCAUUGAGUGGCCAGGUGCUAACGCCCAGCUCCUUGAAAUCGACCAGGUAUGCUCCUGAAGUGAGAAGCAGUGGUUCAUGGAAAGGCACCUGGGGAGUGCAUGGCAGAGGACAUCUUGAGGGAUGGGGACCACCGGCAUCAAGAAAACGGCCCCUGGCAUCCAUUAUCAAGGAAGUUUGUGAUGGGUGGUCGUUGCCAAACCCAGAGUAUUAUACCCUCCGUUACGCAGAUGGUCCUCAGCUGUACAUCACUGAACAGACUCGCAGUGACAUUAAGAAUGGGACAAUCUUACAACUGGCUAUCUCCCCGUCCCGGGCUGCACGCCAGCUGAUGGAGAGGACCCAGUCAUCCAACAUGGAGACCCGGCUGGAUGCUAUGAAGGAGCUGGCCAAGCUCUCUGCCGACGUGACUUUCGCUACUGAGUUCAUCAACAUGGAUGGCAUCAUUGUGCUGACAAGGCUCGUGGAAAGUGGAACCAAGCUCUUGUCCCACUACAGUGAGAUGCUGGCAUUCACCCUGACUGCCUUCCUAGAGCUCAUGGACCAUGGCAUUGUCUCCUGGGACAUGGUUUCAAUCACCUUUAUUAAGCAGAUUGCAGGGUAUGUGAGCCAGCCCAUGGUGGACGUGUCAAUCCUUCAGAGGUCCCUGGCCAUCCUGGAGAGCAUGGUCUUGAACAGCCAGAGUCUGUACCAGAAGAUAGCCGAGGAAAUCACCGUGGGACAGCUCAUCUCACACCUCCAGGUGUCCAACCAGGAGAUUCAGACCUACGCCAUUGCACUGAUUAAUGCACUUUUUCUGAAGGCUCCUGAGGACAAACGACAGGAUAUGGCCAAUGCAUUUGCACAGAAGCAUCUCCGGUCUAUAAUCCUGAAUCAUGUGAUCCGAGGGAACCGCCCCAUCAAAACUGAGAUGGCCCAUCAGCUGUAUGUCCUUCAAGUCCUAACCUUUAACCUUCUGGAAGAAAGGAUGAUGACCAAGAUGGACCCCAAUGACCAGGCUCAAAGAGACAUCAUAUUUGAACUGAGGAGGAUUGCAUUUGACGCAGAGUCUGAUCCUAGCAAUGCCCCUGGGAGUGGGACCGAAAAACGCAAAGCCAUGUACACAAAGGACUACAAAAUGCUGGGAUUUACCAACCACAUCAAUCCGGCCAUGGACUUUACCCAGACUCCUCCUGGAAUGCUGGCCUUAGACAACAUGCUGUACUUGGCUAAAGUCCACCAGGACACCUACAUCCGGAUUGUCUUGGAGAACAGUAGCCGGGAAGACAAACAUGAAUGCCCCUUUGGCCGCAGUGCCAUUGAGCUCACCAAAAUGCUCUGUGAAAUCCUGCAGGUUGGGGAACUACCAAAUGAAGGACGCAAUGACUACCACCCGAUGUUCUUUACCCAUGACCGAGCCUUUGAAGAGCUCUUUGGAAUCUGCAUCCAGCUGUUGAACAAGACCUGGAAGGAGAUGAGGGCAACAGCAGAGGACUUCAACAAGGUUAUGCAAGUCGUCCGAGAGCAAAUCACUCGAGCUUUGCCCUCCAAACCCAACUCUUUGGAUCAGUUCAAGAGCAAACUGCGUAGCCUGAGUUACUCUGAGAUUCUACGACUGCGCCAGUCUGAGAGGAUGAGUCAGGAUGACUUCCAGUCCCCGCCAAUUGUGGAGCUGAGGGAGAAGAUCCAGCCCGAGAUCCUUGAGCUGAUCAAGCAGCAGCGCCUAAACCGGCUCUGUGAGGGCAGCAGCUUCCGAAAGAUUGGGAACCGCCGAAGGCAAGAACGGUUCUGGUACUGCCGGUUGGCACUGAACCACAAGGUCCUUCACUAUGGUGACUUGGAUGACAACCCACAAGGGGAGGUGACAUUCGAAUCCCUGCAGGAGAAAAUUCCUGUUGCAGACAUUAAGGCCAUUGUCACUGGGAAAGAUUGUCCCCACAUGAAAGAGAAAAGUGCUCUGAAACAGAACAAGGAGGUGUUGGAAUUGGCCUUCUCCAUCCUGUAUGACCCUGAUGAGACCUUAAACUUCAUCGCACCUAAUAAAUAUGAGUACUGCAUCUGGAUUGAUGGCCUCAGUGCCCUUCUGGGGAAGGACAUGUCCAGCGAGCUGACCAAGAGUGACCUGGACACCCUGCUGAGCAUGGAGAUGAAGCUGCGGCUCCUGGACCUGGAGAACAUCCAGAUUCCCGAAGCCCCACCCCCCAUCCCCAAGGAGCCCAGCAGCUAUGACUUUGUCUAUCACUAUGGCUGAGCCUGGAGCCAGAAACGAUGGUACCCAGGAGAAGGGAUUUUGGGCCCAGGAGAAACACUUACAGUCUGGUGCCUUGUCUUUUGCUUGUACAGAAUCUGUAGUGAUUUUGGUGGCCAGUAAAUGCCAGCCAUUUCUCAAACCCACCUCAGACCACCCAGAGUUUCCUCUUGGUCCCUGUCUACUAAGAGUUAUGAAGGCAGGGUGCUCUGCCCGCUCCAUCACCAUGAAGCCUGGGAUUGGGCCACGAGGAACAAACAGUAGAUGCCCUUGCCUUCCAGUCCAAGAAACUGCUUCUUGAAAUGGAUUUUACAACAGCCACUCACCGUUUCCUCCUGAGCCUGCUCUCUGAUCAGCUGGAUCCCCACGUGAGCAUGAGCUGGCCCAGUAAAGACUGCCUGCAAAGGACAGGUGUGCUGGGCGUGUUGAGAGCCUUGGAGUGACUACCUGUAUCUCAGAUCUGAGUACAAGCCUGAGGCCUUUGCUUUUGUCUUUUUUGAUGAGGGCUCACUCCAGCUUCAUAUGGUGCCAAGAUGUUGCUGCUUCUGAAGUUGGCUCUAACAUCUCUGGUCUUUAGAGCCACCAGAUCUCUCUGGCCCAUACAGAUAUCAGAGCAGACAGAAAUUUCUCCCUGCAAGCGCUCAGUCUCAUCCUGGCAAGUCAAAGACCUCAUGGCCAAAUCCUGCCCUCUUAAGUCUCCAGGAACGCUGCAGGGAAAACCCAGCUGAGGCCUGGGCCUAGACUAUGGUGAGGUCACUAGAUUCUACCCCUCUCCCCCCCACCCCCCACCAUUAAUACCUUUUCCUUCCUCAGAAAUCUCCCCUAACCUGAAUUGCAGCCCCUUCCAGUUUGCUUUCCUUUGGCCUUCCAGACCCCAGGAAGUUUGCCUUCCCUUCCUAGCACUAUGGUUUCUGCCACUGGCCAUGAUUUCAGGGAGCUGGCUGAGGCCGGCUGAGGCCACACCUGUGCCAGUGGGGCUUCCCUGGUGCUGCAGCACUUGUAAACCACACACAGCCUCUCUCCCUGGACAUAUGUUAGCACAUUGGCAUUUGGUAUUGGUGGCCUGGCAUGGUAGGUACUACCCAAUGAAGAGUGUACUAUAUAUUUUCAUUACUAUAGGCCAUACUUAUACAGACGUGUAUAUAUAUUUAUAUAAGAUCUACCUAUCUUAGGAUGGAACCUUGGGGAAAAAUGAAAUUGAGGGGAAGUAAAAAGUAUGUAACACUUCCAGAUGUGAGCCAAGAUUGUAACCAGAGAGCAGCUAGGAGCUUCCUGUCAGUAACCAUGUUUUCAAUAAAUACUCUUUCAUGUACAAA
Molecule: messenger RNA, 6185 nt
Organism: Symphalangus syndactylus (siamang)
Lineage: Eukaryota; Metazoa; Chordata; Mammalia; Primates; Hylobatidae
Gene: ELMO2
Product: engulfment and cell motility 2
Biological process (GO): actin filament organization; cell motility
Source: RefSeq, a predicted model, not a curated record